GGAAGUGGUCACGGUGACAACAACACAUGUAAGCAUGGCGGCUGUCAUGGCAAGGUUGUCGGUGCGCCAGUUUAGUAGUUUCAGAGGACCAGCGCUUUCAGCCAGCGUAAGCGCAAAUAUUUCUGAUAAUGUAGCUAAAUAUCCCCCCAUUCUGCCAUCACGAACGGCUAAAAGUAGAUCAGCGAAACGGCGACGUGUGGCGGAAUUCUUUGAUGCGCUCCGAAGCUACAGUGUGCAGGAUAAGCUAACUGCUCACACUAAAUUCCAGCGGAUGAAAUAUGUUGUGUAUCCUCAGACUUUUGCGUUGAAUGCCGACAGAUGGUAUCAACAUUUUACUAAAACGGCGUAUAUCAGUGGGCUUCCAGAAAAAUUCUCCUCUACAAGACCUGACAUACAGGGUGCUGCAGAGUCAGCGAGUCAUGCACCAGUUUCCCAAGUUGACAAUGCUACAUUUGAAGAGAUGCGCUCUUUCGUCUCGGAUGCCCUUCUACAGGAGAACUGUCAUGUCGGAAAGGGGAGAACCUUUCUGUAUAAGGAGCUUCGGCAGUCAGUGGACCCUUUCCUCAGAAACAUGGCCAGUGGCUUAGCGUGUAUUUUGGCCAAGCAGAGUCCCUUGCUUCAAACAUCUACUUUCGACUCCAACCCUGAAGUCAACUUCUACUGGAUGAGAGGGAAAAGGAUUAUUCCCUGCGGUCAUCGAGUGAGGAGGCCAGAGCCACUCCGAUUUCAGAUUGAGGACAGACCAAAUUCUCAGCUGAGGAUACCACAGCAACUUCCUGAAUUUCUUCCACUUGGGAGUGAGAUUGCAGUGGAGGUUCCAGUGGUGCAUCAUCUGCCGGACCGGCUUCCCUUGUUUAGGAGGCAGUAUGAGAAUAGCAUCCAUGCAGGUGCCAAGGUGGAUGACCCAUAUUGCUAUGGGCACACACAGUUCCACCUGGUGUCUGAACGCUUACGCACCGACGAUGUCAACAAACGCAAAUCUGGAGACUAUGUGGGAGUCGCACUAAGAGCAAACGCCGUUGCCAGCCUUUUCGCUUGGACAGGAGCCCAGGCAAUGUAUCAAGGUUUUUGGUGUGGGGAGGAUGUGGACAGACCUUUUGCAUCCCAGGCCGUCAUCACGGACGGUCAGCACUUCUCCUUCUUCUGCUACCAGCUCAACACUUUAGCUCUGACGGACGAAGCCGACGUCAACAACAGCCGCAAGAACCUCUGCUGGGGUACCGAGGGCCUGAAGCUCUACGACCACAUCAGCGGUAACCAGGUCGUUGGACUGAACGAUGACGUCAUACGACUGCUGGCCCAGUUUCUGUUGAAUGGAGCGUAGUCUUUCGGGGUGAGGAUGGGAACGGGAAGAUUUGGUGACAUUUGUAUGAUAAAUAAAAUGAGAAACUUUGUUCUGUAUGUAAAAGGAUUAAAUAAUAAAUCAUUGUGACAAGCUAUUUGAUAA
Molecule: messenger RNA, 1447 nt
Organism: Engraulis encrasicolus (European anchovy)
Lineage: Eukaryota; Metazoa; Chordata; Actinopteri; Clupeiformes; Engraulidae
Gene: mrps30
Product: mitochondrial ribosomal protein S30
Exons: 5
Coding region: 35-1324 (429 amino acids)
Biological process (GO): translation
Cellular component (GO): mitochondrial large ribosomal subunit; ribosome; mitochondrion
Molecular function (GO): structural constituent of ribosome
Source: RefSeq, a predicted model, not a curated record